AUGCAGGGCAUGCAAGGGGGCUCCGGGGUUGGCACACAGCCAGGCCGGAUACUUGUCGACGAUGUCGACGCCUGGGAGGUUAGCUGGAGGGAUAGGGGGAGAAGACGGGAGAGGAGCAGACGCACACAAGAUGACAGGGAUCUGGAUGCAGAACCAGACGAGCCAGACGGUGUCGCGCCAGGUUCUGGGAGAGGUGGCCAUGGUGUCGAUUGGUUGUCGCGAGGCGAGAUGGAUGGUGGGAGUUGGGUUGGCUGA
This is a messenger RNA of Grosmannia clavigera kw1407, 255 nucleotides long. RefSeq lists its product as uncharacterized. The transcript has a single exon. NCBI's taxonomy places the organism in Eukaryota, Fungi, Ascomycota, Sordariomycetes, Ophiostomatales, Ophiostomataceae. The record is from RefSeq and is a predicted model, not a curated record. The coding region runs from base 1 to 255 and encodes 84 amino acids.